AUAUAUGUUUUUCUAGUGCUGAUUUCUUCCUCAAGCAGAGCUUGGCAGAUUUAUUAAGAUGAGAUGCGGACAAGCAGUGACUUGAAACAUGAUUGAGACAGCCGGCCUCACUGUAGUCACUUCCAUGAUUUUAGAGUUGUGCCAGACAAGCCUAGAGACUGGCAUGGACAUGUUUUUGUAGAAAUUCGGUAGAAUUAAUUUUAACUUAGAUUAUCUACUCUAGAUUUGGAAUUGGGAUUCCAGUUAUGAAAGCUUAUCUAUAGCAACUUAAACCCUAAAAAGAUUUAGUGAUCUACUUUUAAUUUACUACAUGAACUUUGACUUCCAUACUGAAUAAAGAGAUGGUGCUUCAAGAUUGUUUUCCUGGCUCAUACACAAGAAGUUCUUUACAAGUAGUGGAGUGCUUGCAGUUUCUUCUCCUCUUUGUGUUUUGCUGUCCACUAAAUGUACAUUGGAAACUGCUAUCACUAAAAACACCUUACCUAUUGCAUCCAAAUUAUAAUGCUUUUUGAGGUUGCUGCUCCCAUCAAUCUGCUCAGUAAAAAUAGCUCAUCUUGGUAAGUUGUUUCGACUUCACCAGGACCUGAAGAAGAGGCAGAAAAACCUGUGAAAACUAAGACUGUUUCUUCCAGUAAUGGAGGAGAAAGUUCGAGUCGCAGCGCAGAGAAACGGGCAGCUAAUGAAGAAGCUGAAGACUUCACUACAAAGCCUGCUCCUGCCAAAAUGUCCAAGUUUGGAUUUUCCAUAGGCAGUCAGACAGCAAAGAAGGCGUCUGCAAUAUCCAUCAAACUAGGAGCAAACAAGCCUAAAGAGCCUGUUCCAACCCUUGCUCCAAAAACCCUUUCUGUAGCAGCGGCUUUCAAUGAAGAUGAAGAUAGUGAACCAGAAGAAAUGCCCCCAGAAGCCAAGAUGCGCAUGAAGAACAUUGGAAGGGAUACACCAACCUCAGCAGGACCAAAUUCCUUCAAUAAAGGAAAGCAUGGUUUUUCUGACAACCAGAAGCUUGGUUGAACAAAAAAUUAUUAGCAGCAACACCACCAUCCUCACCCACCCAAACAUAAGCUUCUUUUUAAACUCAAAUACCUGAUAGUGUCGACCACUAAAUUAAUUUCAGCCUGGAACUGGUUGUAGAAUUCAAUAUGUGAAUUGCAUACAUCCUGCCUCUAAAACCUUUCUUCAUGCUAAAUUUGAACCUGCGAGUGCAGAAAGGAAAGUGCAUCUUGAAGUGUUUCUUUUGUUUUGUUGGGUUUUUUUAGAAAAGCUCUGACCACUUAGACUUUUGAGUUUGUAAGUUCUAAAAAAUAUUUUUUUGUAUUUUUGUAUUGUAUGUGUAAUCUUUUUUCUUUUGAAGUCUGAUGCAGUUGAAAACCUGUAACUAUUUUCUUUAAAAGCCUUGUUAUAAACGUAACAUAAAAACGUAUACAUUAUUUUUUUUCCAUAGCAGAAAUCUUUGGUUUAUUUAAAACAAAACACACUUUCAAAACUGGCUUUCAGGAUUUCCAAAACUGAUUUGGGCAUUACUGGAACUAGGCAAGGCAAAAUGAAGCAUUUACUUUUCACUUAUUUUCAUCACAUGUGGUUAUGUUUGUUGAAAUAAAUCCCUCUAAGAUAGUGGUAA
This is a messenger RNA of Charadrius vociferus (killdeer), 1618 nucleotides long. RefSeq names its product PEST proteolytic signal containing nuclear protein (gene PCNP). Gene Ontology annotation, cellular component: nucleus. The record is from RefSeq and is a predicted model, not a curated record. The transcript has 5 exons. Gene Ontology annotation, biological process: protein ubiquitination; proteasome-mediated ubiquitin-dependent protein catabolic process. NCBI's taxonomy places the organism in Eukaryota, Metazoa, Chordata, Aves, Charadriiformes, Charadriidae. The coding region runs from base 724 to 1011 and encodes 95 amino acids.